AUGACGUUCCCUGAGAAUCAGGAAGCCCCAAGCACGGAGGCCCAACUCCACAGAAAUCAGAAGAGCCGCAACGUAAAGAAAUUCCACGUAUGUAGUGACUGUGGGAAAAUCUUCACCCAGAAGUCCUCUCUCACAUACCAUCAGCGAACUCAUACUGGGGAGAACCCCUACGUGUGCAGGGAGUGUGGGAAAGGCUUCAUCAGGAAGGGUCAGCUCUCUGUCCAUCAGCGAUCUCACACUGGGGAGAAACCCUACAAGUGUUGUGAAUGUGGUAAGGGCUUCAUGCAGAAGACAGUGCUUAUUACCCACCAGUGGCUACAUACUGGAGACAAGCCAUAUAAAUGCCGAGACUGUGGCAAAGGCUUCAUCCGUGAGGCCGUGCUCACUAUACACCAGCGAACCCAUACUGGAGAGAGACCCUAUAAAUGCAGCGAAUGUGGUAAAGGCUUCAUCCAGAAGACGCACCUCACGCGACAUGAACAAUCUCAUGCUGGGCAGAAACCCUAUGUGUGCAGGAAAUGUGGGAAAGGCUUCGUGAGGAACAGCGUCCUGACCCUCCAUCAGCGCACGCACACGGGGCAGGAACCCUACAAAUGUGGCGUGUGUGGUAAGGGCUUCAUCCAUAAGACGCGGCUCACUGUCCACCAGCGAACUCACACAGGGGAGAAACCCUACGUGUGCAAUAAGUGUGGAAAGGGUUUCAGACAGAAGGGACACUUCCUUCUUCACAAGCGGAUUCACACUGGAGAAAAACCCUAUAAAUGUAGCGAAUGCGGUAAAGAUUUCAUCCAGAAGUCAAAACUCACUGUACACCAGCGGACUCAUACUGGAGAGAAACCCUACAUAUGCAUGGAAUGUGGGAAAGGCUUCAUCAGGAAGAAUGAGCUCACUCUGCAUCAGAGAACUCAUACAGGAGAGAAGCCCUAUAAAUGUGGUGAAUGUGGUAAAGGAUUCAUCCAGAAGGCAUCGCUUACCAUUCACCAGCGGACACAUACUGGGGAGAAGCCCCAUUUGUGCCCUGAGUGUGGGAAAGGCUUCAGUCAGAAGGGAUAUCUCAUCAUUCACAAGCGAACACAUACUGGAGAGAAGCCCUACUCGUGCGCAGAGUGUGGGAAAACUUUCAGUCAGAAGGUAAAUCUCACUGCUCAUCAGCGAACUCACACUGGAGAGAAACCCUACGUGUGUGGUCACUGUACCAAGGGCUUCAGCACCAAGGUGUAUCUCACGCUCCAUCAGCGAACUCACACCGGAGAGAAACCAUCUCUGGGCAGUGAAUUUGGUACCCAGUUCAAUCAGAAGUCGUUCCUCAUUCCACACAAGGUGCAGACAUCGCCCAGCGCGGACGUGCCGUGCUUCGCGUUUGUACUCCGUCGAGGACUUCGGAGCCUCACCGGCCACCGUACGCGCACGUCGAUGACGUAUAAGGAAGCGACGAUGAAAACCUGCCUGAGAUGUCAGCUUUCUCUUGAGUUUGGGUGA
Molecule: messenger RNA, 1479 nt
Organism: Elephantulus edwardii (Cape elephant shrew)
Lineage: Eukaryota; Metazoa; Chordata; Mammalia; Macroscelidea; Macroscelididae
Product: zinc finger protein 432-like
Exons: 2
Coding region: 1-1479 (492 amino acids)
Biological process (GO): regulation of transcription by RNA polymerase II
Molecular function (GO): DNA-binding transcription factor activity; RNA polymerase II cis-regulatory region sequence-specific DNA binding
Source: RefSeq, a predicted model, not a curated record